Molecule: messenger RNA, 1523 nt
Organism: Pseudoliparis swirei
Lineage: Eukaryota; Metazoa; Chordata; Actinopteri; Perciformes; Liparidae
Product: isocitrate dehydrogenase [NAD] subunit alpha, mitochondrial-like
Exons: 7
Coding region: 108-1262 (384 amino acids)
Biological process (GO): tricarboxylic acid cycle; isocitrate metabolic process
Cellular component (GO): mitochondrion
Molecular function (GO): isocitrate dehydrogenase (NAD+) activity; NAD binding; magnesium ion binding
Source: RefSeq, a predicted model, not a curated record
GUCUCUUAAAGGGCCGGCGCACCAACAGGAGGCCUGUGGACGGAAAACGUUAGCUAGUAACGUUAGCUAGCUUAGUUUAAACACUGACUGGUUGUUUACAAAGUCACAUGGUCAGAGACCAGGAGGUCACGUCUUCAUUCCCUGGCCCCUCCUUCCUGUCCCUGGUCCUUCCUUCCUGUCCCUGGUCCCUCCUUCCUGUCCCUGGUCCCUCCUUCCUGUCCCUGGUCCCUCCUUCCUGUCCCUGGUCCCUCCUUCCUGUCCCUGGUCCCUCCUUCCUGUCCCUGGUCCUUCCUUCCUGUCCCUGGUCCCUCCUUCCUGUCCCUGGUCCUUCCUUCCUGUCCCUGGUCCCUCCUUCCUGUCCCUGGUCCUUCCUUCCUGUCCCUGGUCCCUCCUUCCUGUCCCUGGUCCCUCCUUCCUGUCCCUGGUCCCUCCUUCCUGUCCCUGGUCCCUCCUUCCUGUCCCUGGUCCCUCCUUCCUGUCCCUGGUCCUUCCUUCCUGUCCCUGGUCCCUCCUUCCUGUCCCUGGUCCUUCCUUCCUGUCCCUGGUCCCUCCUUCCUGUCCCUGGUCCCUCCUUCCUGUCCCUGGUCCCUCCUUCCUGUCCCUGGUCCCUCCUUCCUGUCCCCUCCUUCCUGUCCCAGAUCGUGGAGGGCGUGGUCCAGAGCAUCAAGCUGAUCACGGAGGACGCCAGCAGACGCAUCGCUGAGUACGCCUUCGAGUACGCCCGCAACAACCAGAGGAGCAGCGUGACGGCGGUGCACAAGGCCAACAUCAUGAGGAUGUCAGACGGGCUGUUCCUCAGAAAGUGUCGUGAAGUGGCCGAAACCUACAAAGACAUCAAGUUCACGGAGAUGUACCUGGACACGGUGUGUCUCAACAUGGUUCAGGAUCCGACCCAGUUUGACGUCCUGGUGAUGCCCAACCUGUACGGAGACAUCCUCAGUGACCUCUGUGCUGGUCUCAUUGGAGGACUCGGCGUGACGCCCAGCGGGAAUAUCGGCGCCAACGGAGUCGCCAUCUUUGAAUCGGUCCACGGCACCGCCCCUGACAUCGCCGGUCUGGACCUGGCCAACCCGACCGCUCUGCUGCUGAGCGCCGUCAUGAUGCUGCGCCACAUGGGCCACCACGAGACCGCCAGCCGCAUCCAGACCGCCUGCUUCGACUCCAUCAGGGACAAGAAGGUGCUCACGGGAGAUCUGGGAGGAAGCUCCAAGUGUUCAGAGUUCACCGAUGACAUCUGCCGCCGGGUCCAGGACCUGGACUGAGUACCUGGACCGAGGACCUGGACCGAGAAGGCGGAGUCUCCCCCGACCCCGCCCCCUUUCUGUAUCUACUUAAAGAACCUAUAUUUUGUAGGGAGGGGGCGGGGCUUGUUCUGCAGCUGCCUGUUUAACACACGCACACGUCACAUGACCAAGUGGCUGAUAUCACAUGUUUCUCAUACUUGACCUUUUUUAAAGUUAUUUAUUGUUUCCCGUUUCCAUCUCGCUGUUCUUCAGGAUCAUAAAGAUAUAAAGAUAAAAAGA